AUUAAACUUGCCUUGACCAACAACGACAUUGUUGUGCUUUCAGUUUCUUAUGAGCUCUUGCUAUGUACGGAGCAGAUGGAUUAUGACAACAUUAAACCUGCCAUUACGUACCUGUCUUCAGAUCAAUUUAUAAAUCAUUAACCAGCGCGAGCGUCGGUCCGCUCUCGCUUAGGUAAACAAUAAAACAUCAAACCGCUACCAAACAAGAUGGAGUCCGCGGAGGUUGUAACCACAACUACAACAGAAGUGGUUCUCCAGCGACCUUUAAAGUUCAUCGGCAUUGUUGCAGCUUUUCUCGGCUCUGCUCUGAUCGUUGUCUGCAUGGUCAGUGACAUCUGGGUACUAGGGUACUCACGAGCAGACACGCGAACAGAAGAGACGCUGAAUUUUUAUCAAGGUCUGUGGGCUCUGUGUGGGGACUAUGUUGGUACACCACCGCCGCCGGGAUCAGACAGCACACUAUCGUGUAGAACACCCCAGGAGCAAGCCUGGGUCCAGGCGACUGCAGCCUUCGUGCUGGUGAACAUGUUACUGUCGGUGGCAGGGUUGGUACUGGGUGUGCUGGCCUUCUGUGUGGAGAGGUACCGACGGCUCUACAGACUGGCUGGAAUCCUGCUUAUACUAUCAGUUGUUUCAGGUCUGGUGUCCCUGGUGGUGUUCCCGGCACUGUUCCACAUGGAUCUGACGGAGACACUGGCCCAGACACCCACCGCGGCGGGCGAGUGGUUCCGGGACAACUGGGAGUUCGGCUGGGGGUACGGGGUCGGCUGGGGGGCCGUCUUCUUCAACUUCGGCGCCUCGCUCAUCUUCCUCUGCGGGAAGGACAGGGACGAGAUCAAACAGACCACCGAGUAUUACAUGUCUGCAGAGAAUGACGAUCUGUAGGCUACUGCCACCAAACCAUGACUCUACAGGUCAUGAAAGGAAUUUAUGUCAAGGUUGAUUUUGGUAAGAAUCUACGAACA
Messenger RNA from Branchiostoma floridae (Florida lancelet), 965 nucleotides. Its product is annotated as transmembrane protein 47-like. Gene Ontology annotation, biological process: cell-cell adhesion. Gene Ontology annotation, cellular component: membrane; cell-cell junction. NCBI's taxonomy places the organism in Eukaryota, Metazoa, Chordata, Leptocardii, Amphioxiformes, Branchiostomatidae. The record is from RefSeq and is a predicted model, not a curated record. The coding region runs from base 208 to 885 and encodes 225 amino acids. The transcript has 3 exons.